UUCAUCUAGUCAAAACUCGUACAAAAACCAAAGACUUAGACCAAAACCAUUCACCAUUUUCCUACAGCUUCUCAUUUUGGAUUCGUAUUGAUCUUCAACAUAAUGAUCAAUCUGAAUCUAUCCCCGAAAAAAUCAAUGUUCCAUAUAAUCAUCAUAUGGAUGCUCUUUGUGAUACCUUCUUGUGCUUUCUCAGCUAAUGAGCUUCACGGACUCUGCAGUCAACCGUUUAGCUGCGGCAAUUUAAAUCUCUUGUAUCCUUUCUGGACAUCUGGCAGAGAAGACUGUGGCCACCCUGAGUUCAGAGUCAACUGUAGUGAUGGAUUCGCAGAGAUAAGCAUCACCUCCGUGAAGUACAGAAUCUUAGAGGCCAACUAUGACUCUGGCUUCAUAAGACUGGCGAGAUCGGAUUUUAUCGGUGGUCUUUGUCCUAAAGAUCUUUUUAAUGCGACCUUCGACGAAAGCGUUGUUACGCUUGCUCCUACCACCGAGCUGCUAACAAUUUACUACGACUGCAGCCAAGACUAUUCACGUAAUGUUUCUGCUUAUGUUGGUGAUUUUACUUGUGAGGAUGAUGGUGGUGAUGUGUCAAGAAUAAGAUAUUAUGUGACAAGAAACCUGUCGUCCCCUCUACUUAACGGGAUUAGAGGUCAAUUAGAAGACCUUGGGUUAUCUUGCAAAGCCGUAAGUAUUCGUGUAUCAGCAGGGCCUUUGCUGAACACACUACAGACCGAUCGAACUCGAGAUAAUCUGCAGAAAACUCUUGCAGAGGGGUUCCAGCUUGGACUUAACCAAGAAUGUUCGUCGUGCUCAGCCUCUAAGGGCGCUUGUGGAUUCAAUCAAAACUCAGGUGGAUUUGUCUGCUAUUGCGUAGAUGAGCCAAAUAACCGUACUUGCAGUUCUAGAAAAAAGGAUGCAGGCCUCUCUACUGGUGCAAUAGCAGGUUUAGCAGUAGGUGUUACUCUGUUUCUGUUCCUGCUUUUAGUAUCGUUUCGCCAACUUAUCCGAAAGAGAAACAGAAAGUCAUUUAUUUCACAGCCAAAACUCAAAGCACUUAUUCCACUAAAGCAGUAUAGUUACGCACAACUAAAAAGAAUUACAAAGUCGUUCGCGGAGGUAGUUGGGAGAGGAGGAUUUGGAACUGUCUAUAGAGGCACCCUUUCUGAUGGACGAAUGGUUGCAGUGAAGAUUUUAAAAGACUCAAAGAGUAAUGGGGAAGACUUCAUCAAUGAAGUUGCGAGCAUCAGCCAAACUUCUCAUGUUAAUAUUGUUACCCUGCUAGGAUUCUGCUAUGAAGGUUCCAAGAGAGCAAUUCUUUAUGAAUUUUUGGAAAAUGGGUCUCUUGAUAAGCUCAUCUCAAGCAAGAGGCCGUCAAUUAUGCAUUGUAGGGACUUAUAUGGGAUUGCGUUAGGCGUUGCUCGUGGUUUGGAGUACUUGCACCAUGGAUGCAGAACAAGGAUUGUACAUUUCGACAUUAAACCACAUAAUGUCCUCUUAGAUGACAACCUCUGCCCAAAAGUUUCAGACUUUGGUCUUGCUAAGCUCUGUGAGAAGAAGGAAAGCAUAUUGUCGUUGCUAGACGCAAGAGGUACAAUAGGGUACAUUGCACCUGAAGUGUUUUCAAGAAUGUACGGUAGAGUCUCACACAAGUCAGAUGUGUAUAGCUACGGAAUGUUGGUUCUUGAGAUGAUAGGAGCACGGAACAAAGAGAGAGAUGAUCAAGAAGUUGGUCCUAGCACAAGUUCAAUGUACUUCCCUGAAUGGAUAUAUAAGGAUCUUGAGAUGAGAGGCAGUGGGAGUCUUAUGGAAAAUGGAGUCAGUAGUGAAGAAGAGGAGAUGGUGAGAAAGAUGACAUUGGUGGGUUUGUGGUGUAUCCAGUCUUCCCCAUCAGAUCGUCCACCUAUGAACAGAGUAGUGGAGAUGAUGGAAGGAAGUGUGGACGCACUUGAUGUUCCUCCUAGACCUGUUUUCCAAAUUCCAGCAGAGCCUCUUCAAGAAUCUUCUACACUUUCAGAGAAUAUAUCAGGUUACACAGAAGUAUGUUCCAUGAAUGUCGCAUAAAGAACGAAACCUGCUUGUAACUUAUUAAAUCACGAAAACAGUAAUUACAAUUACUAUACUGCAUUCCACU
Messenger RNA from Raphanus sativus (radish), 2128 nucleotides. RefSeq names its product LEAF RUST 10 DISEASE-RESISTANCE LOCUS RECEPTOR-LIKE PROTEIN KINASE-like 2.5. The coding region runs from base 103 to 2058 and encodes 651 amino acids. Lineage: Eukaryota; Viridiplantae; Streptophyta; Magnoliopsida; Brassicales; Brassicaceae. The record is from RefSeq and is a predicted model, not a curated record. Gene Ontology annotation, molecular function: polysaccharide binding; ATP binding; protein kinase activity. Gene Ontology annotation, biological process: protein phosphorylation. The transcript is spliced from 3 exons.